Cryptomeria japonica (Japanese cedar) is the source of this 570-nucleotide messenger RNA. RefSeq names its product LOB domain-containing protein 24-like. The transcript is spliced from 2 exons. NCBI's taxonomy places the organism in Eukaryota, Viridiplantae, Streptophyta, Pinopsida, Cupressales, Cupressaceae. The record is from RefSeq and is a predicted model, not a curated record. The coding region runs from base 1 to 570 and encodes 189 amino acids.
AUGGAUACUUAUAGGCCACAGAGUCUUCUGUCCUCUAAAAAAUAUCAGGACUGCAUUAUAAAUUAUUCAUAUUACUGUGUUUUUGUUACGACAGCAAUGGGAAAAGCAAAGAAUCUAGCCUGCGCAGCCUGUAGAGUGCAACGCAAAAAAUGUUCAGAAGAAUGUGUUUUGGCUCCUCAUUUUCCUGCAGAUGAUCCAGAGAAAUUCGCAGUUGUGCAGAGAGUCUAUGGUACCAGCAAUGUCAUUAAACUGCUUCAAGGUCUGGAGACUGAGCAAAGAGCAGAGGCAGUGAACAGUUUGGUCUCUGAAGCAACUGCAAGAGUUAAGGAUCCCAUCCAUGGACGUACCAGUGUAGUCCAUGAACUGCAGAAGCAAAUAAACGAGCUGGAAUCUCAGUUGGCGACCAAGAGAGAAGAGUUAAUGAAUAUGCGUUCAGAGUAUGAUAAACUUGUAUUCCUCCUGCUUAAUGGAUCUCCCGAUUUUCAAGAUGUGCAUCUCACAGAUUUAACCGAAGAAAUCUUGUAUGAGGAUAUGGAUCCACUGGUGCUGUGGGAGCCAAUGGACGUAUAG